Saccostrea echinata is the source of this 2273-nucleotide messenger RNA. Its product is annotated as AN1-type zinc finger protein 3-like. The transcript is spliced from 6 exons. Gene Ontology annotation, molecular function: DNA binding; zinc ion binding. Lineage: Eukaryota; Metazoa; Mollusca; Bivalvia; Ostreida; Ostreidae. The record is from RefSeq and is a predicted model, not a curated record. Bases 114 to 857 code for a protein of 247 amino acids.
AACCGGAAGUAUUUUACAGCCUCGAACUGACAACAACCAGCUGUCGAUUGUCAUUCUGUCACUAGGAGAAAAUUCCCUGAAAAGGAAUAUUUCCCAUGGUACCCGAAUAGGUGAUGGAAAAAUCGAAAAGUAACGAUCAGCCCCGCUGUCCAUGUGGAUUUUGGGGGUCUUCCAGUACACUAGGCCUUUGUUCGCAAUGUUACAAAUCACACAUAGAGAAAACCAAUGAUGCAUUGCAGAGUACACCAGAUCACCUCAUCUCUCCAGAAACUGCCAGACAGAUGAAACAAAGUGGACACAGUCAUAUGGAGGGUGCAAAACAAAACAGCCAUAGCAUUACUUUGGAGGGAGGCAAAAGUAACAGCAGUUCUCUCACUGAGAGCCAAUCACAGCCCUGUUCUUCCAAACAAUUAACUUGUGAGAGCUUAAAAGACUCUAGUGUUUCUAAGGAAACAAAGGAUUCUGAACAAAGUCCUGAAAACCCUACCCCAGAAACCGAAUCAUCUCCUCCCCCGUCUUCCUCCCGUUCACCUGCUCCAGACACCCCAGAGAAAAGAGGGGUUAAACGUGAUAUAUCAGAAGUGGACAAAGAAACAGAGACCCCAGAGUCCACGCCAGAAAAGGGACAGAAAAACAAAAAACGCUGUUACCAAUGUAAAUGUAAACUGGAGCUAGCACAGAGGCAGAUAGGCAGAUGUAAAUGUGAUUAUGUUUUCUGUUCCCUGCAUCGGCUGCCGGAGCUUCACAACUGUGAAUUUGAUCACAAGGAGGAUGGAAGAAGAGAAGCGCGAGAAAAGAUGGUGAAACCCACGAGACACUUAGGGACAUCAUUCCAGAGGCUCGACCCCGAUUCUUGAGUCGUUGGCCCCGCCUACUGUUGGCAUUAACCAAUGUGUUUUGUUUAUAUUUGAAUAUGGAUAUAUAUGUAGGCUGCAGUAUUAACUAGGCAGCCAGUAGUUAUGUUUUUUCAAACAAAUAUGCAAAAUGAUUUAAAAGGGAAAAAAACAUUGCUAAUUUUAAGUGAAAGAAAAAUGUGGUAAAUUGGUAAGACAAGGCCAGUUUUUCUUAGAAGAUGAAGUUGUUGCUUUGUAGACUAGCAAUAAAAGGACUCAUAUGUGAUGAACUUCUCAGAAUGGUUUACAAAUUUUAUAUAGAGUGCUGCCAUUAUAUUUACAGUACUAUGUUUUACAUGUGUCACAGAAUCCCUUUUUAACCCCACGCUGAUUUCUUUGUUUUUACCGUUCUCCAGUUUUAAGUAUGAUUUUGUCUAGCUGUUUGUCCUCAAAGUAAAAAAGGAAAUUUCAGAAGUAUCAUUGUUAGUGUGAAUGAAAAUGAAAGGUUUUUGAAAGUGAUCCUAAUCUAUUACUUCAUAAUUGUUAUGCAACAUCCAUUCUGUGCAUCCGAUACUUCGACUUUUGUAUGAUUAUGGUAUGAAUUCAUGUUGACUGAUAUUAACUGCAUCUUGCUUUUCUACAACUAAAGUGUCAUAUUUUGUCAUAAUGUAAUUUAAAGUCCAUCCAUUUAAUACUGAUAAUAAGGAAAAAUGACAUCACUGUUGCUAGGGAAUUCAUUCAUUUUUACCAAUAAGGUACAUGUAUUUUUUUUUUAAAUCUCCGUCAACAAAAUCAGGACUAUUAUCAAUGUCUGCAAUACCUUAAAUAGAUGUUUUCUGAUUUCAAAAGAAAAAAAUAAACAUUCCAAACAAAGAUCAUGUAGAGUUUGGAAUAUACUGAUUAAAACUGAAUUUUUUUCCAAGAAUCCAAAAGUAUCAGAUGAAAAAAACUUAUUAAAUAUUUCCCAGUUUACUUUUGUACAAGAUAGGUUUACCCCCGACAAACAUAUCAAAUUUUCAACAUGAAUCUUAAUUUUUUUUUUCAUACAAGUAGUAUGUUUGUUAAAAUUUAAUAUUAACUGUAAUAAUUUGAAAGCAAUAAUUUUGUAUUAAAGAUUAUACAUAUGUACAUGUAUUACAAUAUUUGUAGAAUUUCUCAGCAAGAGGUAUUUAACCUUGGUAGAUAUAACCCCCCUCGUGGAAGUCCCCAGACUUCAGUAAAAUUCACAGAAUUAUUUAGAACUGUAUAAUACCCACCAAUGUUUUGGUGCUUGUAGCAUUAUCUUUGGGACUUGUCGUUUUUCAGGACUUCCAGAGAGGGGAGAUAACCUAGUACUGUGGUACAGCAAGAAUUACAUUUAUAUGUGAGCUAGUGUUAAAAUAUUUGUGUGAAUUCAGAUUGAGUGCAUGUCAUUAAAGAGAAAAUUUAUAUAAAAGUAAA